Molecule: messenger RNA, 2643 nt
Organism: Chinchilla lanigera (long-tailed chinchilla)
Lineage: Eukaryota; Metazoa; Chordata; Mammalia; Rodentia; Chinchillidae
Gene: Rab6b
Product: RAB6B, member RAS oncogene family
Molecular function (GO): GTP binding; GTPase activity
Source: RefSeq, a predicted model, not a curated record
UUGGAAAGACGUCUCUGAUCACGAGGUUCAUGUAUGACAGCUUCGACAACACAUACCAGGCAACCAUUGGGAUUGACUUCUUAUCAAAAACCAUGUACUUAGAGGAUCGUACGGUUCGACUGCAGCUGUGGGACACAGCUGGCCAGGAAAGGUUCCGCAGCCUGAUCCCCAGCUAUAUCCGGGACUCCACGGUGGCUGUAGUGGUGUAUGACAUCACAAAUCUCAAUUCCUUCCAGCAGACCUCUAAGUGGAUUGAUGACGUCAGGACAGAGAGGGGCAGUGAUGUCAUCAUCAUGCUGGUGGGCAACAAGACGGACCUGGCAGACAAGAGGCAGAUAACCAUUGAGGAGGGGGAGCAGCGUGCCAAAGAACUGAGCGUCAUGUUCAUUGAGACCAGUGCAAAGACCGGUUACAAUGUGAAGCAGCUCUUCAGACGUGUGGCAUCAGCUCUGCCCGGCAUGGAGAAUGUCCAGGAGAAAAGCAAAGAAGGGAUGAUCGACAUCAAGCUGGACAAACCCCAGGAGCCCCCCGCCAGCGAGGGCGGCUGCUCCUGCUAAUGCAGAGCCAGACCCACGGCGUCCUACACACUACUCGCUUGUUGUGUUGCUUCCUAUUGGUUAGCUUCCUAAUGGGGGUGGGAAACAAGUUUACCAAGAUGGGAGGAUUUUUCUUUUCUCUCUGUCUCUAGGAGUAGGGUGGGGUAGGGAGGGAGGCUGGGCAUCAGGGAUCACAUCACUCUUAACAGCUGUUACUUAAACAACUAUUUUUUGGUUUGGUUGUAAUAUAUUGUACUUUAUUAAGAUUGCCAAAAACUGUUAAAAUUUAAAAAAAAAAUUUAAAUCAUGUGUAUACAACUUUUUGCCAGAUAAAAAUGUAGUCAUUUUUAUUUGAAAGAUGUGCUUUUGUUUUUGUAUAUUUGUAAACUUACAGAGAACCUUUUCCAAACACCCCCUCCUUCCUAUUCUCUUUGAACUGUUCAUCGCCUCUGCCUUCCUCCCAUCCCAGCCCAAUAAAUUAAAGCAAUUAACUGAGCAACAUAAUUAGGUUGCAGGCCAGGCCAUCCGGCCCAGACCACCCAGGCCCCACCAUCCAGGCCCACGAAUGAUUAAAUCAAACACUGGUUGAACAAAACAGCCCCUGGAGAGGUAGCAGCACUCGGGCCUUCCACGGGCAGUGCGGGACAUUGGCAUUAGCGGGGCCCUGAGCUGAAACGAAGGCCUUGCGGAUGGUAGGUGCCCGCAGCAGGCCCCUGGGGGCUGCUUCUGCCUCUCCUUUUCCCCUCUAAGAGCCAUGAAGGGAGUGGAAGGCACAGGCACCUGUGUUCUUGGCGCCUGCCCAGUGACCAGCAGAACAGGGGUCAUAGGAACGAUGGGGUGCUGUUGGCAACUGCAGGCAGUGGUGAUGUGUGGCUUAUAGACUGGGGUACCCCGUGUACUUCCAAGAUGUUCUAACCAACCUGCCCAGUGGGCAGCACACUCAGCUGGUUUGACUCAGAAAUUCAGCGUGUGGCGUGGGGCAGCAUGUCACCCUGAAGUCUUCCACCUGGCAUGUCAGGGGUGCUGGAGCCCGUACCACACGCUGUCAGCCCCUCUGUGGCUGGGGACAGGAGGACUGUCUGCAGAGCUGCCACCUCAAAAGACGCACAUUCUCAGAUCCUUGGUUGCUAAUACUUAGUAGUGUUUUGGAAAAGACCACACUCGGUUUCUCCGUUUCCAGCCAUUGGCAUGGUAUGGUGGAAAUCAUUGUGCAUGGACCUUUGUGGAUAUUGUGGCAGCAUGGUGGGCACCUGGAAGUGGAGCUAAAGUGGGUUUCAGAAGGCUGCAGAGCACUGGGCUCUGUCCCCAGAGAGCCACCUUGCCCCACUGACUUCUGAGAACGGUUUAAUCCUGAGAACCUGUCAAACCCCUGAAGAGAACCUUCUCUUCUACAUAAUACAACUUGGCCGACAUUGCAAAUUGACCCAGAUUCUCUACCCCAGGCCUGUUCAAAGCCUGCCAGGGGGCUGGGACUGACCGAAAACAUACCCCUUCCUACCCAGUUGGUCUUGGUUCUUCCUUCAGUCUGCCAAGGGUACGUCAUACAUGAGCUACAGUAGCUUCUGAGGUGUGGUAGGAUGAGUUCCUCCACAGGGCAAAACUCCAACAAGAUUGUUAGAGAGGAUUUUAGAACUUCUCCAAAAAUAAUCUAAAGUGGCAGCCAGUAAGUGGCAGAACUGAAGUUUGUGCAGUGGGCUUGCCACAUGGCUUCAGCCUGGGAGAUUGUCAGGGCUGAUCUCUAGAAAGGAAUUUGUCUUCAGGUGAAGGGAGGAAGCAGGAAUUCACCUGGCACCUCCUCUGGAAGGCAAGGACCAAUGUAUAAGCGUAAUUUCAAUGUCACGUGUUUAGUUUUUAUAUGUGUGUACAUAAUUAUACAUAGAGAUAGACUUGUGCAUACACCUUCCACAAACACAUCUUCACACAGAGAUACAUGUGCGCAAUGUGUAUUGUCGUCUUUCCUGCUCUCAAGUUGGAACUUGCAUUGUGAAAACAGUUUUGGAAAUUCACAAGUACUGCGAUGUGUUGAAAUAAGAAAUACUCAAUAUUGUCAAAUAAUUUGUGAUUGUCUUGCCAUCAAUAAAGUAAUGCAUAGAUGUGUUAAACUACA